Nerophis lumbriciformis (worm pipefish) is the source of this 4714-nucleotide messenger RNA. RefSeq names its product solute carrier family 2 member 1b (gene slc2a1b). Gene Ontology annotation, cellular component: basolateral plasma membrane; apical plasma membrane; plasma membrane. The record is from RefSeq and is a predicted model, not a curated record. Lineage: Eukaryota; Metazoa; Chordata; Actinopteri; Syngnathiformes; Syngnathidae. Gene Ontology annotation, biological process: dehydroascorbic acid transport; response to insulin. Gene Ontology annotation, molecular function: D-glucose transmembrane transporter activity.
CCGGCCUCCUUCCACAGCGCCGACAAACUUUCUUUCCCUCAAGGAAGGAGGAAAGAGAAGCCAAACAAAGUCUGGAUAGACUAUUUUUUUUACUCACACACACCAAGUGGUGUUAGAAAGCGAAACGGAAAACGGAAAGACGCUUGAAUUCUUUUACUUUAAAAAAAAACCAAAAACCGCCAUUUGGAUUCUUCGAGAAGAGAAAAACGUGACCACAAAAAGACGCUAUUUUUUCUUGUUUCUUUUAUUUUGAGACGUGACCAAGCAGCUUUGUGAGAAGAGGAAGUUCGCCCAUCACUUAAAAACAUUUUUUUUUUAAAAGAAAAGUAGAGACGAGCUAACAACAAAAGAAGACUUACCGUCAUGGAUUCUGGAAAGAAAAUUACCUUCCCCUUGAUGUUGUGCGUGGGGGCCGCCGUCAUCGGCUCCCUGCAGUUCGGGUACAACACAGGCGUCAUCAAUGCUCCUCAAAAGAUCAUUGAGAAGUUCAUCAACGACACGUGGGUGGAGCGCUACAACCAGCCCAUCAGCGAUGGCACCCUCAAAGCCGUCUGGUCCACCGCCGUCUCCAUCUUCUCCGUCGGCGGCAUCUUCGGCUCCUUCUCCGUCGGGUUCUUCGUCAACCGCUAUGGAAGGAGGAACGCCAUGCUCGUGGCCAACGUCCUGGCCCUCCUCUCCUCCGCUCUGAUGGGUUUUUCCAAGAUGGCGUCCUCAUUCGAAAUGCUCAUCAUCGGCCGCUUCGUGGUGGGCUUCUACUCCGGCCUCUCCACCGGCUUCGUGCCCAUGUACGUGGGCGAGGUAUCGCCCACGGCCCUGCGAGGGGCUCUGGGAACCCUCCACCAGCUGGGCAUCGUCGUGGGCAUCCUCAUAGCGCAGGUGUUUGGAAUGGACGUCAUCAUGGGCAACACUGACCUGUGGCCGCUCCUCCUGGGCUUGAUCUUCGUGCCCUCGGUGGUUCAGUGCGUCCUGCUGCCGUUCUGCCCGGAGAGCCCGCGCUUCCUGCUCAUCAACAAGAACGAAGAGAACAAAGCCAAGACCGUGCUGAAGAAGCUGAGGGGCACCAACGACGUGAGUGCCGACAUGCAGGAGAUGAAGGAGGAGAGCCGGCAGAUGAUGAGGGAGAAGAAGGUCACCAUCCCGGAGCUUUUCCGCUCGCCCAUCUACCGCCAACCGCUCCUGGUCGCCGUCGUGCUGCAGCUUUCCCAGCAGCUGUCGGGCAUCAACGCCGUCUUCUACUACUCCACCAGCAUCUUUGAGAAGGCCGGAGUCGCGCAGCCGGUCUACGCCACCAUCGGCGCUGGUGUUGUCAACACGGCUUUCACUGUGGUGUCGCUGUUCGUGGUGGAGCGUGCAGGCCGCAGGUCCCUCCACCUGCUGGGCCUGCUGGGGAUGGCGGGCUCCGCCCUCCUGAUGACCAUCGCCUUGGCUCUGCUGGACCAACUCAAGUGGAUGUCCUACCUGAGCAUCGUGGCCAUCUUCGCCUUCGUGGCCUUCUUUGAGAUCGGCCCGGGUCCCAUCCCCUGGUUCAUCGUGGCAGAGUUGUUCUCCCAGGGGCCGCGGCCCUCCGCCUUCGCCGUGGCCGGCUUCUCCAACUGGACCGCCAACUUCAUCGUGGGAAUGGGCUUCCAGUACCUGGAGGCGGCGUGCGGCGCGUACGUCUUCGUCAUCUUCAUCGCCCUGCUGCUCUUCUUCUUCUUCUUCACCUACUUCAAGGUCCCGGAGACCAAGGGCCGGACUUUCGACGAGAUCGCCUCCGGCUUCCGCCAGAGCGCCGUGGCGGGCGGCGAGAAGCACUCGCCCGAGGAGCUCAACAGCCUGGGCGCCGACUCCCAGCUCUGAGGAGUCGGCCGCACGGCGAACUCUUUUUUGUCGCUCGCGGCCGGGAGGCGCGAGGGGGGGUCUGCUCUCUCUCCACGUAGACCCCGAGUCCCACCUGUGGGUGCGCGUCCUAGACCUAGACGCGUCCCCGACUAGAAUCUUUCUCACACUGUCGUCACAUUUUUUGCUUUGUGAGCGUCCGACUCUGACGUCCUUGACACUGGGCGUGGCCUGGGAAAUGUGACGGAAGGUUUUUCAUGUUUCAAAGAUCUCUUCCAGACUUUUGAGAGAAGAUUAAGGAGUGCCAGUGCACCCGCUUUUUUAUAGAUCUCCUUUUAUCACUGACUAUAAAUGUUGUUUGUUAGCACGGCACUGUAGACUUUGGCACUGCUGCACUGCCUCCUUGCUCCACCAGAGGGCGCACUUGUCCUGCCAAUACUCGCUUCUUAGAUAUUUAUAUUUCACCUUCUCAACAAUUAUUUUCAAGUGGAGGCAAUGUUGGGGUCACACUGGAAAAAAUACAUUUUACAAGAAAAAAUAUGUGAUUUUAGGACAAAAAGAUCAAUAUUUUACACGAGUAAAGAAUACAAAACAACUUUAAUGAAUGGAAUUGACUUGGAUAAAGUUGUAAUUUUGCAACAAAAAAAAGUGAAACAACAAUAAGUUUAGAAAGAUGAAAUUGAGUGGGAAAAAAAUCGACGCAUUUUACAAGAAUAGUCCGAAUAUUGUGAAGAAAAGUUUGUUUUGUGAGGGACAAAAGAAGAAAUGUUUGGAAACCAAAGUGAAAAGAUUGCGACUGGAGAAAGUUACAUGAGGGGAAUAAAUGUGAUUUUACAAGAACAAAUUUGAGUGGAAUUCGACAAAUAGUUUAAUUAUUAAAUUUACUAUUAAAUAUUUUGAAUUUUAAUUUAAAAUGUAUUUAAAUAUAUUAUUAAAUAUUUAAAUUUUGUAAGGGGAAAUGUGAAAAGAUUGCGACGGUUUUUUUUAUGAGGGAGAAGAAAUGUGAUUUUACGAGAACAAAUUUUAGUGGAAUUCUAAAAAUAUUUUAAUUAUUAAAUUUACUAUAAAAUAUUUUUAAUUUUAAUUUAUUAAAUUUGAAUCAAAUUUAAAAAAAAUAUUAAAUAUUUUAAUUUUGUGAGGGACAAAAGGCAAAAUGUGAAAAGAUUGCGACUGUUUUUUUUAUGAGGGGGAAGAAAUUUGAUUUUACGAGAACAAAUUUUAGUGGAAUUUUACAAAUUUUUUAAGUAUUAAAUAUUUUUAAUUUAAAUGUAUUACUUUUAAAAUUAAAUAUAUAAUAAAAACAUUUUAAUAUAAAUAAUUAAAUAUUUAAAUUUUGUGAGAGACAAAAGGCGAAAUGUUUGGAAACCAAAGUGAAAAGAUUGCGACUGGAUUUUUUUUUUUUUUUUACGAGGGAGAAAAAAUUAGAUUUUACGAGAACAUAUUUUAGUGAGAUUUUACAAAUAUUUUAAUUAUUAAAUGUAGUAUAAAAUAUGUUAAUUUAAAUGUAUUAAAUUUAUAUUUAAAAUUAAAUUACAUUUAAAUACAUUGUAAAAUACUUUAAAUAGAAUUUUACAAAUAUUUGACAAGGAAAACGAUGAGCUCUAAGAUUGCAUUAAAUUUAAAAGUCAUUUUGAAGUCGAUUUUAAGUAUAAAAAAAAAAAAAAAAAAAAAGGCAUAUCUGAGAAUAAUAUUAUAAUACUCUUAAAAAUGUAACAUUUUUCCUUGUGGCCCUGACACUUGACUCCCAGUUGUUACACUUUUUUAGUUAAUAUCGCACUCAAAAGGUCAAAAUCGUACAUUUAUUUCAGUGUUUUUGGGGGGAGGGAGUGGACUAUGGACCAAAGUGAAAGUGAAAGUGGACUUGUCACCCCGAACGCAGUCUUACUUCUGCUGUAUCUCAACAAUCUACUUUUUAGCUGCACUUUAUUCUUAUUCGGAGGAUUUUGUCCGGGGAAACCGCUCGACUGCUGUUUGUGUCGUUUUGCAUAUUUUUAUUCUAGUUUGGCAGGACGGGGGUGUCCAACUAGUGGCUCAUUUUUUGAACAGCACAUUUAAAAAAAAACUUUUAGGAAAUGUAAUGUGCGACGAGAAAAAGUCAAAAUGUCGACACUCACAACACAAGUUUUUUUUUUUUUUUUUAGUUUUUUUUUAAACAGUUUUGAAAGUGAAAAAUGUCAAAAUGGUCAGUUUGGACGCCCCUGCCCUAGGACAUUCCAUCGUCAAUAUUUGCACGUAUUGAUCGCCACGAGUGACCUUCACACGCCCUCGCCAGUAUGCCCUCACCAAGAUGGCCGCCUUCCGCUCUGAAUUUCAAUAACAAACAUGUUUUUUCUUCAAAGGAGAGGGUUUUUUUUAAUGAAGUGAUAGAAAACACGCGAGGGAAGGGAUUCAUACGGCCCCGUUCCUGGCUGGAUCUCGCGCGAGAGGACGAGUUUGUCCUUUUUGCAAUGCAGGCUGCUGAAAAUGACGGAAAGCGCCACUCCACAUAGCUAAAUGUGGUCACAUGUUAAGAUACUCAACACUAUGCUGUAGUCUGGCGGCUAAAUCGGACAAUGCACUUCCCCGGUUUGUCACGUUUCAUGUGUCGGGUAAACCGUGACGAAAGGGGCCACAUGAAUCCCAUUUCCUGCUGAUUGGAGUAUUUACGUUACACACUGUUUAUGAAAUGUUGUUUUGAAACACACUAUGGAAUUAAACAAACACAAAAUAGUCGAACUGAUUAACGUGUUGUAGAAAAUAUUUGACUGCAAAAGGACUGUACUUUUUUUUUUUUUUUUAAUGAGGCAUUUGGACUUUUUUAACCAAUCAUCAGUUGAUACCAACAAGGUGUUCUCCUUUUAGGGCACAACACAUUGUAGUGUUUUCACACACACACAAAUAAAAGAAUACAAUUCAA